AUGCCAGCAUCCCUACCCUUGUGCUUUGAUGCCAUCAUUAAGUCAAAGAAAGCUUACGUCAGGGAAGUGGCUCCUGUAAGGGCGCAAAGCAGCGUGGCAGGGGUCCGAGCUGGGGUUCUGUCUCCGCUGGGCUGCCGCCCCAGCUGGACUACCGCCAGGGAACUCAGCGCCAAUUACCUCCAGGAGAAGCUGCAGCGGGACCUGGAGGCAGAGCAUGUGGAGGUGGAGGACACGACCUUCAACCGUUGCGCCUGUAGCUUCCGAGUCCUGGUGGUGUCAGCCAAGUUCGAGGGGAAGCCGCUGCUUCAGAGACACCAGCUGGUGAAUGCGUGCCUAGAAGAGCUCCCACACAUCCAUGCCUUUGAACAGAAAACCCUGACCCCAGAGCAGUGGGCCCGUGAGCAGCAGAAAUGA
Molecule: messenger RNA, 414 nt
Organism: Gorilla gorilla gorilla (western lowland gorilla)
Lineage: Eukaryota; Metazoa; Chordata; Mammalia; Primates; Hominidae
Product: bolA-like protein 2
Exons: 1
Coding region: 1-414 (137 amino acids)
Biological process (GO): intracellular iron ion homeostasis; protein maturation
Cellular component (GO): cytosol; nucleus
Molecular function (GO): 2 iron, 2 sulfur cluster binding
Source: RefSeq, a predicted model, not a curated record